Molecule: messenger RNA, 5583 nt
Organism: Closterium sp. Yama58-4
Lineage: Eukaryota; Viridiplantae; Streptophyta; Zygnematophyceae; Desmidiales; Closteriaceae
Source: the annotation of a GenBank genome assembly
AUGGCUAGUCCUCCCGUUCUAGCUUUCGAUGCCGAGGGCCGUCCGGUGAAGUUCGAAACCUGGCUAGAUGACCUACACCUGUUCCUACAGCUCACUGCCAAGGAAGAUAUCUCACUGUACGACCACGCCCUAGGCCAUGCCACUGCCCCUGACUCGACUGCUGACAGCACUCUGCGUUCCCAGUGGCAGACCCGUGAUGCGCAUGCUCGCUUUGCUAUUCGCAACUCCCUGCCGCUAGACGAGCGCGAGCACUUCGGGCAGUGCAAGACUGCUAAGGACCUCUACACCGCUGUAGUUGCCCGCUACUCCUCACCCGCUUCUGCCACGCUAGGCCGCCUCACUCUCCCCUACCUGUUCCCCGACCUAGCCUCCUUUCACACUGUCGCAGACCUCAUCACCCACCUUAAGACUAGUGAGGCCCGCUUUCGCGCUGCUAUGCCUGCCGAGUUUCUCACUAGCAACCCCCCCCCACUCUGGAUCACUCUCUACCACAUCGUCACCCGCCUCCCUGACUCUCUGCGCGCAGUCAGGGACCACUUCCUCUCUCGCUCCCCCACUGAGCUCACUGUUGCCCUCCUCGAGAAGGAACUGCUUGCAGCUGAGGCGAGCAUCGUCGCUGUAGGCACCUCUCGUGGCGACCCCCGCACCCCGUUCUUUGAGGGGUGUUCCCCUUCCCCCCUCCUCCCCUCUGUCACCUCUGCUGCUGCUGUCGACCUUCUUGGUGCUGAGAAGGUCGGGACCGCGUCUGCUUCGAGCGGGCGCCGCAGGAACAAGGGGGGCAGGGGUGGGGGUGGUGGCGGAGGAGGUGGGGGUGGAGGCGGUGGGAGUGGAGGCGCGGCUGGGGAGACUAGUGGCGGCAGUGGGGGAGGAGACAGCAGCGGUGGGAGUGGUGGUGGAGGCGGCAGCGGAGGCGGAGGUGGUCGUGGCGGCGGCAGGGGUGGAGGUGGCCGGGGCGGCGGCGGUGGGGGUGGUGGUCGUGGAGGCACUGGCGGAGGGCAGAGUCAGCAGCCCGCCCCGACGCUUCAGGCCGCCCGUGAGUGGUAUGCGCAGCGUAGCGUUAUCUGCACGUACGUCAUUCGCACAGGUGACCGCAGCGGCCAGCAGUGUGGGAGGCCGCACCCCACACAGCGCUGCUUCGCGCGCCUUAACGACGCGUGGCGCACUCAGUUUCCUGCUGCCACUGAGCUGCCGCGCUGGGCUGAUCUGGAAAAGAGGGGUGUUGAUAUUUGGGCUUUAGACUUUGAUGCUAUUCUCACUGCCAUGUAUGCCAUGUCUAUUAGUGGAGAGGGUGCUCAGUACUUGCGUGUUCCGCCCGACCCGGGCAUUCAGGCCAGUCCGGCUGCCGCUCUAGGUGCUAGUGCGUCUGCUCCCACAGGUCCUGGUGAGGCUGCUGCCCUAGGUGCUCGUGCGUCCGUGCCCCCUGGUACUGAGUCGACUGCAGCACUGCACACCUUCACACUGGACUCAGGUGCUUCUCGCUCCUUCUUUCGUGACCGCACUGUCCUUGAGCCACUAGCUCGGCCAGUUGCUGUCUCCCUUGCUGACCCCUCUGGGGGUCCGGUCAUUGCGACCUCCUCCACUGUCCUUCCUUGUCCGGCGGUCCCGUCCGGCACGCUGUCAGGUCUCUACCUCCCCUCGUUCUCUACGAACUUGGUGGCAGGUAGUGCGCUCCAGGACGGGGGUGUUCACCAGUUCACCCCUGCCUACGAGCGCGUGACACACUGCACGUGUGCUCGGACGGGUCGCCACCUGGCUACCUUCACUCGGGAGCCGGGGUCGGACCUUUACACACUGACCACUGAGUCCCCUCAGGUAGCUGCGUCCGCGUCUGCGUCUGCGUCAGGUCAGCUGUCCGCCCCCUGCUCGUGUCGCUCUCUGGCGCAUGAGACUGUCCUUUGGCACCACCGCCUUGGUCACCCGUCUGUGCAGCGCCUUCGGGCCAUGCACAAACGGGACCUUGUUGCUGGUCUUCCCAGGGUGCUCCCUCCCCUUCCCGACUCGCCUGCUCCUCCCUGUAUUCCCUGUGUCGAGGGACGGCAGCGCGCCGCUCCUCACUCCUCCUCCUUUCCCCCGACGACUGCUCCCUUGCAGACGCUCCACAUGGACGUGUGGGGCCCAGCCCGCGUCCGUGGUCAGGGUCAGGAGAGGUACUUCCUGAUUGUUGUUGACGACUUCUCGCGCUACACCACGGUCUUCCCCUUGCGCGCCAAGGGUGACGUCCCUGAUGUCUUGAUCCCUUGGAUCCGCAGAUCUCGUCUCCAGCUCCGUGAGCGUUUCCGCUCCGACUUCCCUGUCCUGCGUCUGCACUCUGACAGAGGUGGGGAGUUUUCCUCUGGCCUAUUGGAGGCCUUCUGUCAGCAGGAGGGCAUUGAGCAGUCGUACACGCUUCCGGCCUCUCCACAGCAGAAUGGGGUUGCUGAGCGCCGCAUUGGUCUGGUCAUGGAGGUCGCUCGUACCUCCUUGAGCCAUGCGGCUGCCCCCCAUUUUCUGUGGCCGUUUGCAGUCCGAUACGCUGCGCAUCAGCUCAACCUCUGGCCCCGUGUCUCCUUGCCCGAGACUUCUCCGACACUGCGUUGGACGGGAGAGGCUGGCGAUGCGUCGUGUUUUCGGGUCUGGGGAUCCCGAGCUUUUGUCCGCGACACGUCCGCGGACAAGCUCUCCCGUCGCGCUGUCCCCUGCGUCUUCCUUGGCUUUGUCCCGGACGCCCCUGGCUGGCAGUUCUACCACCCCACCUCGCGUCGUGUCCUGGCCUCUCAGGACGUCACUUUUGACGAGUCCGUCCCCUACUACCGCCUCUUCCCCUACCGCACUGCCCCGCUCCCCCCCCCGCCUCUCUUCCUCGCUCCAGGUGCUGAGGUACCAGACCCCCUCCCCCCUCAGGGUGCCGCUCCCUCAGGUGUGUCCCAGGUAGACCCGGGUGAGCCUGUCGAGGUAGCUGUUGACUCUCGUCCUGCUAGGGGUGCUGAGCCUGGGGGUGCUGCGUCUGGGGGUGCUGAGCCUGGGGGUGCUGCGUCUGGGGGUGCUGAGCCUGGGAGUGCUGAGUCUGGGGGUGCGGAGCCUGGGGGUGCUGAGCCAGGAGGUGCGGAGCCUGGAGGUGCGGAGCCUGGAGGUGCUGAGCCUGGGGGUGCUGAAGGUGCUGCUGGAGCUCGUCCCGGUACUUCCCCUCCUACCCAGGAGCUCCCCCCCAUUCAGCAGAUCCGCGAGUGGUACACACGGCGCUGCAGUCUUCGGAGUGGUGCUCCUGGUGCUGCGGACCCUGGGGGUGGAGCUGCUGCUGGUGCUGAGGACUCGGACGUUGGAGCUGCUGCUGGAGCUGAGGACCCGGGCGGUGGCGCUGCUGCUGGUGCUGAGGACCCGGACGGUGGAGCUGCUGCUGGUGCUGAGGACUCGGACGGUGGAGCUGCUGCUGGAGCUGAGGACCCGAGCGGUGGCACUGCUGCUGCUGCUGAGGACCCGGGCGUUGGAGCUCCUACUGGAGGUCUUACAGAGCGUCGUGAGCCUGAGUCUCGUCCUGCGUCGCCUGUUCGUCGUGCUCGCACUGGUAGUCGUGUCCGUCGUGAGCGUCCUCCUCCUGUCCCAGGCACUCACUACAUGACUCUGCGUCCCUCUACUGCUCCUCAGCGUGUCCCUCUACCGUCUCCUCCUGCUUCCUCUUUGCCUGACGUUCCGGACCCUGAGUCUGACCGGUAUCGUGCUGAGCACCCCACUGUCACGCGUUUCCUUGCUACUGUUGUCACUGACCCUACCUUUGAGUCCUCUGCUGCGUCUGCUCUGGUCGCUGAGUUGGUUGACUUUGCUGCUGCCUGUCGUCUAGACUACGCUGCUAGCCUUGUUGCUGAGUUUGAGUCUGAGUCUGUCUAUCCUCCGUCCGUCGGGGGUGAGUGUGCUCUUGGCACGGACGUCCUUGAGGACAGACAGGAGGAGUUCCAGUGUCUUGCUGCUGCUUUGCCCCGUCUCGUGUCCUUGCUAGUUGCCCCUGAGGGAGACCCGGAUGCACCAGACAUCCCGACCCCGCGCACUUACGCUGAGGCGAUGGCGGGUCCCUACUCCUCUCAGUGGCAGACAGCCAUGGACGCCGAGAUGGCUUCCUGGAAGUCCACACGCACCUACGUCGACGAGGUUCCCCCUCCUGGGGCGAACAUCGUCAGUGGCAUGUGGAUUUUCAGGGUGAAGCGGCCGCCGGGUUCUCCGCCUGUCUUCAAGGCGCGUUACGUGGCUCGAGGCUUCAGUCAGCGAGAGGGAGUUGACUUCUUCCAGACCUUCUCCCCCACCCCGAAGAUGACCACUCUUCGGGUGCUGCUGCACAUAGCCGCUCAGCGCGACUACGAGCUUCACUCACUUGACUUCAGCACUGCUUUCUUGCAGGGCAGCCUGCACGAGGAGAUCUGGCUGCGCCGCCCACCUGGCUUCACUGGGUCGUUUCCUCCUGGUACCCAGUGGAGGCUUCAGCGGCCGGUCUACGGUCUCCGCCAGGCUCCGCGUGAGUGGCACGACACACUGAGGACUACACUUGCGGCUCUUGGGUUCGCGCCUUCUACAGCUGACCCGUCGCUGUUCCUGCGCACCGACACUUCGCUGCCGCCGUUCUACAUCCUCGUGUACGUCGACGACUUGGUCUUUGCCACUGCUGACACUGCAGGACUCACCUACGUGAAGUCGGAGCUGCAGAGGAGACACACGUGCACAGACCUGGGUGAGCUGACAAGCUAUCUUGGCUUGCGGAUCACCCGGGACAGAGCACGGCGCACCAUCACCCUGACUCAGUCACACAUGGUGCAGCAGGUUCUCCAGCGCUUCCGCUUCACGUACUCCUCGCCUCAGUCCACUCCUCUGCCUACCGGUCACUCGCUCUCAGCUCUGCCUUCGGAUGAGUCCGUAGAGCCGAGUGGCCCGUAUCCAGAGCUUGUGGGCUGCCUCAUGUACCUGAUGACCUGCACUCGACCUGACCUUGCAUACCCUCUUAGCAUCCUUGCACGCUAUGUCGCUCCUGGCCGUCACAGGAAGGAGCACAUGGAUGCCGCUAAGAGGGUGUUGCGCUACUUGUGCAGUACGUCGGGCAUGGGGCUUGUGCUUGGAGGGCGAGACCGAGUUGUUCUCACAGGGCACUCAGACGCUUCUUGGGCAGACGACCAGGCCACUCAGCGGUCGUCUCAGGGUUACACCUUCAGCCUUGGCUCUGGCUCAGUUUCUUGGCGCUCUACGCGCUCUUCUUCUGUUCUCGGCUCCAGUUGUGAGGCUGAGAUCUACGCCACAGCCAUGGCUGCCCAGGAGCUACACUGGCUGACCUACCUGCUGACCGACCUCGGAGAGCGGCCUCGUUCUCCUCCAGUGCUGUACGUCGACAACAAGGCUGCCAUUGCCUUGUGUGAGGAGCACAGACUGGAGCACAGAACGAAGCACAUCGCCCUGCGGUACUUCCUUGCUCGAGAGUUGCAGCAGCGUGGUCAGCUUUGUAUUCGCUACGUGGCCACUGAGGCCAACACUGCUGAUGUGUUCACCAAGGCGCUUCAGCCUCGUGACCAUCAGCGCUUCUGCACUCUACUAGGCCUUGUGCCUACUGGACCUCACUUGCUUACCUCUUGA